CGUAAAAGAUUACCUUCGAGAAGCCAGCCAGAACCCAGGUGGAAGUGUCGCCCAUCUGUCGUGGCGGGGGUUGACGAUCCUCCGAUUCGAGUGGUCGCCGGCAGUUUGAGUGCAAUCUUGCAAGGAUUUUUAAAGAGCCGGCCGGGUCUGAACUUUGACGCCGUUGCUGUCGGGUGACUUUCGGGUUGUUGUCAUGAAUGAAGGACAACACAGAAUAUUGCGUUAGCUGAAUCACUUGCUGCCUGGAUGGGCGGAACUUUCUCGGUUGAUAAUGAUCUUUGUCAUCUAUGGUUUUGCCGAGAAUUCGAUAGAUUUGUUCGACGAUUUUAUUGGGGGUUGCAUUUUGCCACUCCUUUGGGAAGUAUCAUACGAUAAGGGCGGAUUGGCGAUAAAUGCAUUUUGUCGGGGUGGUUUAGAAUCACCUGAAGUGGCUUAUUAAAGGUCUGUUUCGGAUGGGAAGUGCAUUUAGUUGUUGCAAAACGAUACGGGUGUCAACAUUGUCUACUCGAGUGCCCUUCCAAUGUUUAGUCAGAACCAAACUGUGAUCGAAUAGUUUUACUUUGUAACGGAUAAGAUGCAGGUUUUCGUUUUAGUUUUGGCUCAACUGAGCUUAGUUGUUCUAAUCAGUUCGUCUCCACUAUUCUACGACAGUCGACCAACAGCGGUGGUGAAUAGGUUAGAUUUUUCUGAUUCAACGAUUGAUGGUGAUCGAAUAAGUACACUUUUGGAUGAUGACGCAGAAGAGAAUGAAGUGGGUGUAAACUCAGCUACUAAUGAAGAAGAAAACGAUGUGAAUACUCCUCAUGGUGAAAAUGAAAAUGGAUCAAACAGUUCUAAUGAUGGAGAAAAAGUUACAAAAAAACCAAGUAUUUCUAAACCUCCUAAGGAAGUGAAUGAGAGCGAAAUCAUAAAGAGUGAAUCUACAACAGAAACUAACACAGGUUUUUCAAAGACUUCUAAGAAAAUACCAGAGAAAGGAACCACGGGAUUUGAAAUAACUACGCUGCGUUCCACUGUUGUAGAAGAAACAGAAUCUGAGUUAGAUAAAUUACAAACACUUCAUACAACGUUGAGAGAGACGAUUGCAACAGAAAAUCCUUCUUCCGAUACAACCGUUCCUCAAGCUACUACAAUACCAUCGCAACCGUCGGGAGCAGAGGAGACGACUUCAGCAAACACCCUACAAACGAUUACACCAUCGACUGAAACUGCACCCACAUCAGGGACAGAACAGCCUACCACUGAACCAGUUUCUGAAACUACGAAAUCUCCAGUAACGGAAACAAACGCAACUGGCGGAGGAGCAACGAUUACGGAUUCUUCAGUUGAGACAACCGAGCGUUCCUCGCCUACUACAUCACUAGUGUCGAGUACAGAAAAAAUGACAGUUGAAAACCCCUCUCUUGUUACAGAAACUUCCACCGGAAUGGGAUCAACUGGAACGGAUACCUCAAUUACUCCGGAAGAAUCAAAUCCCCCAACAUCAGGGGAAUCCACAGGAACUACUGAAGAAACUGACACGAUCGAAAGUUCCACUGCUACUAUACCGCCAGAUACAACAACUACCAGUUCAGAAACUACUACUGAUAAUGAUGUGAAUGUAUCAGAAUCUACACCGGAAGAGACAACUCAAACAAGCACGUCCCAAACGACAGACUCAAUGAUAGUUACGGAAACGGUCUCCACAAUCGAUCCAGCAGAAACAACUCACACAACAUCCAGGAUAGGUACAGAAGAAACAACGGAACCAGCAACUGAUAGUUCUACCGCUUCUACACUACCAGGGUCGAGCACCGAAACAACGUCAAUUGAGAUAACGGAUUCUUCGACUGAAAGUACGGUAGUCACAAGUGAACCGCAAGAAACGACUCAAAUAACAGCUGAAGUGGGUACAGAAUCAACUGAAGUCACAACUUCAGCAGCUGGUACUUCCACAACAUCUGCAUCGACAGAGACAAGUUCAAACGCUAUUUCCACUACAGAAACGACACUAAAUACUGAAACGGUCUCCACAAUUGAGCCAGAAGAAACAACUCAAACAACACCUGGGAUGAGUACUGAAUCAACUGAGGAGACAACAGCAACAACAAUAGCAGAUAGUUCCAUGGUUACUACACCGGAUGAGUCGAGCGUUGCAACGGCACCAAGUGAGAGCACAGUUUCAACGACGGAAGUAACAACAAUCACUGAACAAUCGACCUCAACAAAUGAACCUGAAGAGACAACCCAAACAACAUCUGGUGUGGGUACAGAGACAACUGAGGGUACUACUUUCACAACAAUUGAAAGUUCCACGAUAUAUACAACAGAUGCGUCAAAUACCGCAACGGAACCAACUGAGAGCACAGUUUCUACGACGGAAAUGACGACAGUCACAGAAACGGUUUCCACAAUCGACCCGGAGGAGACAACUCAUUCAACACCUGUAUUGGGUACAGAGACAACUGAGGAGCCAACUUCAACAACAGCUGAAAGUUCCACGAUUUCUACAUCAGAUGCGUCAAGUACCGCAUCGACUACAAUAGAGGGCACAGUUCCAACAACUGAGACGACCAUAGUUAUUGAAACGGUUUCCACAAUCCACCCGGAAGAGCCAACUCAAACAACAUCUGGAGUGGAAACGGAGACAACCGAAGAGGCAACUAUAACAACAACUGAAAGUUCCACGGUUUCUACAUCGGAUGCGUCAAGUAGCGCAACGGCACCGAUUGAGAGCACUACGGAAACGACUUCAGUUACUGAUACGUUCUCGACAAUUGAAACAGGAGAAACGACUUAUACAACACCAGUUGUGGGUACUGAGCCAACUGAUGAGACAACUACAACAGAAGCUGGUAGCUCUACGACAUCUCCACCCCAUGAGACAAGUACCGAGACAAUAACAAGUGAAAGCACAUCUUCAACUUCAGAGACCACGAUAGUUACUGAAACUAUUUCUACAACUGAACCACAAGAAACAACACCAGCUCAUGAGACGACAACUGAAACGUCCACAGCUACUGCAUCUCAAGACCCGAGUACCGAAACAAGCAAUACAGAAACUACAACAUCUGAUGGAGUUACUGGUACAGAUAUAUCAACCACGAUUCAACCCGAGAUUACAAGCGGGGAGACAACAUCCGAAGCGGUUAGUGUUUCAACGACGGUAUCU
Molecule: messenger RNA, 3151 nt
Organism: Uranotaenia lowii
Lineage: Eukaryota; Metazoa; Arthropoda; Insecta; Diptera; Culicidae
Product: mucin-2-like
Exons: 2
Source: RefSeq, a predicted model, not a curated record